UUUGCUGGGACUCAACAUGAAGAAUGCAGCAAAGAAAUAUAAAAUAUAGUUUGCUAGUUCAUCUGCGUCACACUUUUAAAACGCCAUGUAUUGGUUAAGGCAAGAUGUUUCUUGAAGAUGAAAUGAAGGUAUGCGACAGUUGGUUACUACCAUCUACCGAUAAGUGAUCGUACCAGUUUAUUCUCGGGUCUGGCAGUUUAGCCCACAUUUUCAUCAACUCGCUGGGGCUCACGGUGUUGCGAGAAGGGCACCGACACCCCCUCCGCUACUUGACUGUCGCGGCCGCGGCGGCGGCAGUGCGUUACCGGUCGUCUACCGCACCAGCGACAUGUCGGCCAACGAGGGCUACCUACCAGACACUCUGCGGCGUCAACAACUCCCGCUCAGCGACAAACUACCUACCAAGCCAGAGAUGGACUUUGACGACAUCCUCCCCCACAUCGGAGAGUUCGGGUUGUACCAGAAGCUCUUGUUCCUAAUGAUGAUACCGUUCGCGUUCAUGGUGUCGUUUGUUUACUUCUCCCAGAUCUUCAUCACACUGGUACCCGAGGGCCACUGGUGCAGAGUCCCCGAGCUCGAGCACUUACCUCUGGAUCAGCAGCUGGUGUUGUCUGUGCCUAUGACAACGGAGGGCAGCUAUGAGCAGUGUGUCGUGUAUGAUGUGGACUGGACGAGGGUGUUGUCUCAGGGAAUACUACAAGCUAAUGUAUCCUGGCCCACCAAGGCUUGCGACCACGGCUGGAUAUACAACUCUACUGAGAUACCAUAUUCCACCAUAGCCACUGAGUUAAACUGGGUAUGUGACCUGAAAGCCCUGCCAACUAUAGCCCAGUCCAUAUUCUUCUGUGGUGCUAUAAUGGGAGGCCUAAUCUUCGGCUGGAUGGCUGACAGAUACGGCCGCAUCUCAGCUCUUGUAGGAACCAAUCUUACCGGUCUCAUUGCUGGAGUACUCUCUGCCUUCACCACAUCUUUCUGGCAGUUCACACUAUGCAGAUUCUUUGUUGGUUUUGCUUUCGACAACUGUUUUACAAUGAUGUACAUCCUGGUGUUGGAGUAUGUUGGGCCCAAGUGGCGGACGUUUGUUGCCAACAUGAGCAUCGCCAUCUUCUUCACUCUGGCGACAUGUAUAUUGCCGUGGUUAUCUCUGUGGGUGGCUGACUGGAGAUGGCUCUGUGUUGCUACCUCAUUCCCACUUGCCAUUGGUCUCAUGAGUCCAUUCUUUGUACCAGAAAGUGCCAGAUGGCUGGUUUCACAAGGAAAGAUAGACAAGGCAAUCAAGAUUUUGAAAAAGUUUGAACGCAUAAACAAAUCUAAAGUUCCCGAAAAUGUGUAUGGUGAAUUUCAUAAAAGCUGUCUUGCUGCACAAAUAGAAGAGGAGAGUGGGGGGAAAUACUCUGUUUUAGAUUUGUUCAGAAGCCCUCGUCUGAGAAACAUGACUGUUCUGCUCAUUCUUAUUUGGAUGGCUAUAUCGCUGGUGUUUGAUGGACAUGUUCGUAAUGUGGGAGCGUUGGGCCUAGAUGUGUUCCUGACGUUCACAUUAGCCUCCGCUACAGAGCUUCCAGCUGACACGCUCCUCACCUUGGUCCUGGACCGCUGGGGCAGACGUUGGCUAGCUUGUGGCUCCAUGGUGCUUAGUGGUAUCUUCAGUCUCUUAGCCACAGCUGUACCCACAGGUGUACCCUCAGCAUCACUAGCCAUCAUGGGAAGAUUCAGUGUCAACAUCUCGUAUAACAUUGGACUGCAGUACGCUGCUGAGUUACUGCCUACAGUGGUCAGAGCUCAGGGUGUGGCUCUAAUACACAUCAUGGGAUACGUGGCAAGCAUCCUGGCACCUUUCGUGGUAUAUCUGGCCAACAUCAGUGCACACCUGCCUCUGCUGGUCCUCGGUGUCCUGGGUAUCCUGGGCGGAGUCUUGGCUCUCUUUUUGCCUGAGACCAUGGACGAGGAACUACCUCAGACGAUGGCUGACGGAGAGAACUUUGGCAGAGAUCAGAGUUUCUUUGACAUCCCAUGUGUUAAGAAACCCAAAGAAGUCCCAGUGUUCCAAAGGAACGUAGUGUCAACAGUGUCCAAGACUUCAUUCAGGGCUUCUAUCCGAGGAGAGCAGUACAGGUCAAGCCUAAUCAACCGGAAUCGCUCACUUCGGCAUCAACCAAAACCACCAGCAACAGCGACGCAAGAGCUCUAGUCCUGCCUCCUCCGUUAUGUACAUUAACGAUUUCAGUGAAUCACUUAAUUUAUUUUACUCCUUCUACCUAUCUUUGAGACCAUUUUAAUGUUGAUAGAUAUAUAUAUAUAUGUUUAAAUGUACUGUAAUUAGAUUUUAGUACAGUUACAAGUUAACUUAAAUGUUAAUUUAGAGUUAAUGUAAUUUAGAACAAUGAGAAAUUAUAGAAUGAUUUCAAAACUGUGAUAGUUUUUAUUAGAUGGGACAAGUGGUUUUGAAAAUCCGUGUGUAAAUAAACCACAAGAUAUCUUAAAAUCUCAAUACAUUGCAAUCAAAUGAUUUCUUUAACUAAACAGUUUACAUUUUGUUAUAAGAGUACUGAUUGUAAAUAUUUCUGUAGUUAGUACAUUACAGGUAAUAUAUUUCAUAACAAGAGUACAAAGUGAGUCAUUACAUAUUUGAGACCUGUUUGAAGAGCGAGAUUUAUCGAACACUUUAAAUGGUCGAGAAUAUGUGUAGAUCCACUUUCACUCGUGUUUUGAACGUUACUAUACAUUUAAUACACUAC
This is a messenger RNA of Macrosteles quadrilineatus (aster leafhopper), 2735 nucleotides long. RefSeq names its product organic cation transporter protein. The transcript has 11 exons. Gene Ontology annotation, biological process: transmembrane transport. Gene Ontology annotation, cellular component: membrane. The record is from RefSeq and is a predicted model, not a curated record. The coding region runs from base 329 to 2188 and encodes 619 amino acids. Gene Ontology annotation, molecular function: transmembrane transporter activity. Lineage: Eukaryota; Metazoa; Arthropoda; Insecta; Hemiptera; Cicadellidae.